Messenger RNA from Trichoplusia ni (cabbage looper), 1534 nucleotides. RefSeq names its product probable phenylalanine--tRNA ligase, mitochondrial (gene PheRS-m). The coding region runs from base 174 to 1502 and encodes 442 amino acids. The transcript is spliced from 3 exons. The record is from RefSeq and is a predicted model, not a curated record. Gene Ontology annotation, biological process: phenylalanyl-tRNA aminoacylation. Gene Ontology annotation, molecular function: tRNA binding; phenylalanine-tRNA ligase activity; ATP binding. NCBI's taxonomy places the organism in Eukaryota, Metazoa, Arthropoda, Insecta, Lepidoptera, Noctuidae. Gene Ontology annotation, cellular component: mitochondrion; cytoplasm.
GCUGUCUGACACUGUCAAAUUAGUGUCUCAUGUUAUUGGGUUUUCAGCGGUGUGUUUUGGUAGAAAUGUACCAAUAAAAGUAUUAUAAGUCUAUUGCGAAUACACAGUAAUAAACUUUACGUAGCUUCCUUGAGCUGUGAUACAAAUAUUUAUUUGAAGAAACAUCGUCAAUCAUGAAACUAUUUACAAGACAAAAUCGCAUCUUGACGACGAUUUUAUCGAAAUAUAAUUUUAGCACAGCACCAAAAUCGGUCUCUAGUAUUCAAAUAAAAGGCCAGAACUUUAUAUGCGAUGAUUACACGAACGUGACUCCUAAAAUGAUAUCAUAUUUAGGUCGAAAUCUACAUUUACAGAAGAAUAACCCUUUAUCCAUUGUCAGGCAAAGAAUAGUGAAUUAUUUUUACUCUUCGUUCACUAAGAGAGGUCACCCUGCAUUUAGCGUGUAUGAUAACUUGUCACCUAUAGUUACCACAAAGCAGAACUUUGAUGAUUUGUUGAUUCCGACCGAUCACCCAAGUAGGGCCAAGUCUGACUGUUACUACAUAAAUAGAGGGACUCUGCUCAGGGCCCAUAUGACCGCACACCAGAGUGAGCUGCUAAGGUCUGGCCUAGACAAUUUUUUGAUGAUCGGAGAUGUGUAUAGGAGGGAUGAAAUAGAUUCUACACAUUUUCCAGUAUUUCAUCAAGUAGAUGCUGUAAGAUCGCAACGAAAAGAAGAACUGUUCAUUGGAAAGCCAGACCUAGAAAUAUUUGAGCCAUCAUAUGACCAAGAAAAUGCACAUGCCUACGUAAACUCCAUAGAUGAUCCGAUGAAACAGAGCUGCCAUACUUUAGAAGCUGCGAAACUAAUGGAGGGACAAUUGAAAAGCCAUCUGAUUGGGCUCACAAAGGUUUUAUUUGGAGAUGAUAUAAAGUGCAGAUGGGUUGAUGCAUAUUUCCCAUUCACUCACCCUUCUUGGGAACUUGAAAUAUACUACGAAAAUAACUGGCUUGAAGUUCUAGGCUGUGGUAUAGUAAGAAACGAAAUACUUGUGAACGCAGGACCGAGUAGAAACACUAUUGCGUAUGCUUUCGGUUUGGGAUUGGAGCGACUUGCCAUGGCCUUAUACAAGAUACCGGAUAUCAGGCUAAUGUGGAGUACAGAUUCAGGAUUUGUAACACAGUUUGAGAAUGUGGAUUUGAAUGAGGACAUAACUUACAAGCCGGUGUCUUCGUACCCGCAGUGUACAAAUGAUAUGUCAUUUUGGCUACCAAGCCACUUGACUAUAGACACUUUUAUGAGCAAUGACUUCUAUGACUUAGUUCGGGAUGUUGGUGGUGAUAUUAUAGAACAGGUAAAACUGAAAGAUAAGUUCGUUCACCCCAAGUCCAAGAAGCACAGUUUAUGUUACAGCAUAGUGUACAGGCAUUUGGAGCGGACCCUCACUCAGGCCGAGGUCAACCAGGUUCACAAGGAGAUCGAGAAGGCAGUAGUGGACGCGUACAAUGUUGUCAUCAGAUAAUUAUAUUGGUUAUUAUAGUUUGUUGAGUUUUA